GGCGCGGGACACGUUCGUCUGGUCUUCCUCAUCCACCGUAAGCCGCAUCCCCGCGCGGGACCCCCGACCCGGGCCCCGACCCCGAUCCGCGUGUGCAGCAUCUGCGCAGGCGCUCGCUCCGACCCAGUGCACCAUAACUGAGGGAAAAUGAUGGAAGAAAGUGGAAUCGAGACAACUCCGCCUGGAACCCCUCCCCCGCAUCCUGCAGGCUUGGCUGUCGUGCCUUCCACUGAGGCUCACCUAGCUGCAACCAGUUCCUUCUCAUCUCCCAAUGUGUCUGGGAUGGAGUCUUUGCAGCCGCACGCGUAUUCCACGCCUCAGCCCUCCCUGCCCCCUGUGCAGCCAUCAGCGCCACCUCCCUUUGUGCCUUUGUCUUCAGCUCCUUCAGUUCCCCUGAGUGGCACUUCUGUGCCGCCCUCCGCGUCUCCAUCCCUUGCCACUGCCUUCAGCGGCCCUCCAUUGUCCCACUUCCCACCUGUGACCUCCGCCUCUGGUGCUCUUCUGUCUGCACCGCCUUCCGGGCCUCCCAUCUCAGGGUUUUCUGUUGGUACAACUUAUGACAUCACGAGGGGACAUGCCGGGAGAGCUCCCCAGACACCUCUGAUGCCAUCAUUUUCUGCACCUCCGGUUACAGGUAUUUUGCCAGCCCCCAUUACUCAGCAAGCCAGUAUGACAUCUCUGGCACAGGGACCUGGAACUACAUCAGCCAUUACUUUCCCAGAGGAACAGGAAGAUCCUAGAAUUAAUAGAGGCCAGGAUGAAGCACCUGCUGGUGGGAUCUGGGGUUUCAUUAAGGGCGUGGCUGGAAAUCCUAUGGUGAAAUCUGUGCUGGAUAAGACCAAGCAUUCUGUAGAAAGCAUGAUCACGACGCUGGAUCCUGGCAUGGCUCCGUAUAUCAAAUCUGGAGGUGAACUGGAUAUUGUUGUAACCUCCAAUAAAGAAGUGAAAGUGUCUGCUGUCCGAGAUGCCUUCCAGGAGGUCUUUGGCUUGGCUGUGGUCGUUGGGGAAGCUGGACAGUCCAAUAUUGCCCCACAGCCAGUAGGGUAUGCAGCUGGAUUAAAGGGCGCCCAGGAACGCAUCGACAGCCUGCGGAGGUCUGGAGCGAUCCACGAAAAGCAGACGGCGGUGUCGGUAGAGAACUUCAUUGCUGAGCUGCUGCCUGACAAAUGGUUUGACAUUGGCUGCUUGGUGGUUGAGGAUCCUGUACAUGGCAUCCGCCUGGAAGCGUUUACCCAAGCCACACCGGUGCCAUUGGAGUUUGUGCAGCAGGCACAAAGCCUGACUCCCCAGGACUACAACCUGAGGUGGUCAGGCCUUCUGGUAACAGUGGGAGAAGUCCUGGAAAAGAGCUUGCUAAACGUCAGCCGGACUGAUUGGCACCUGGCUUUCACCGGCAUGUCUCGCCGGCAGAUGAUCUACAGUGCAGCCAAGGCUGUGGCGGGCAUGUAUAAGCAGCGGCUGCCACCCAGGCCCAUGUAAGAAAACCAGCUGCUGGGACACAGAGACCUGCCAUCGUCACUGUGGACUCCGUGUCAGAGGAAACUGAAUCGCUUCCGUGAAUCCAACAGUUUUUUCGAUUUUCCUGUAAGCUUCAGUCCUUAAAAAAAUUGUUUUUUAAAAAUAAAGGCACAAUGUCAUUCCAGUAAAACAAAAGAAAUAGA
Grammomys surdaster is the source of this 1661-nucleotide messenger RNA. RefSeq names its product proline rich coiled-coil 1 (gene Prrc1). Gene Ontology annotation, molecular function: protein kinase A regulatory subunit binding. The coding region runs from base 148 to 1479 and encodes 443 amino acids. Gene Ontology annotation, biological process: activation of protein kinase A activity. The record is from RefSeq and is a predicted model, not a curated record. The transcript has 9 exons. NCBI's taxonomy places the organism in Eukaryota, Metazoa, Chordata, Mammalia, Rodentia, Muridae. Gene Ontology annotation, cellular component: cytoplasm.